Salvelinus fontinalis (brook trout) is the source of this 3935-nucleotide messenger RNA. RefSeq names its product ciliary rootlet coiled-coil, rootletin family member 2 (gene crocc2). Lineage: Eukaryota; Metazoa; Chordata; Actinopteri; Salmoniformes; Salmonidae. The transcript has 23 exons. The record is from RefSeq and is a predicted model, not a curated record. The coding region runs from base 409 to 3861 and encodes 1150 amino acids.
UCGAACUCACCGCGUCCCUCUUGCUAUGGAAACGGCCAAGCCGCUUUCUAUUACUAUGGAAACGGCCCGGGAGCGUCUGGUUACCCCGGCAACCUCUGCUGAGAUUUGCCUCGCAAGUUCGCACUCUGUUGUUUGUCUCUGCAAGUUCUUUAAAAAGUUUUUACGGUGACGAGCAAAAGUUAGGAAAUCGUUAUGCGUCGUAGAAUGCUUAGAUUCAGUUAAAUAAAAAAAAUAGUAUGCCAACUAGUUUAUGCGUUACAACGACUUACUUUGGUUUUAAAAUCAAUGCAUUUUGAAAUUAUUUUGAAUUUUUUUCUUUGACCAUUUUGACCUUGCACGUUUGUUUUAUGGAUUGUAGCUAAUCCUCUCUUGUCGGGCAAAGUGUAGAAGUUCCUAUCAGUUUUUUCAAUGAGUUCUCAAGGAGACCAACGCGAACCAACAUCGCCUGGACUGGAAGCUGUGAUUCAGAAGCUGGAGGAGUCUCUACUCUCUAGUCUCCCUGACAGAAGCAGCAGGCUAGAGGAGAGUAGCCUGUCUCUGACAUCAAGAGGAGAUGGACAGGACUCUGCUGCUGCCACACCCGCUGCCACGCCCGUCUCAGCCUUCGCCUGCUCUACAGCAACACCCGUCUCCUCCCGCAUCAGACAGAUCAUCACCAGGAACCUGGCUAACCCUAACCCUGCUGAUGAUGACAUCAGUCUACAGGAUGAGAACAGGGUCCUGAAGGAGCAGCUCUCUCAGACCAGGAUGGACCGGGACCAGCUACUGGUCAAACAGACCCAGCUCACAGACAGGCUUGAACAGAUGCUGGCUCGGCAGUCUGCAGCGGGGGACUCGGACCAAGAGAGUGUGUCUGCAGAGCACCUGCGGCUGCAGAGCGAGGAGAGGGCCUACAGGCUCAAACUACAGGCCUUUCAGGAGGGACAACACAGACAGGCUCAGCUGGUGCAGAAACUGCAGACCAAGACGCUUCAGUACAAGAAGAGAUGUGGUGAUCUGGAAGAGCAACUGUUGGAGAAGACCUCAGAGUCAGAGAGACUACAACUCUCACUGCAGGCCCAACUGGACUCGUCAGCCCACCGUCGGCACCGGACGGAAACACAGCUUCAGGACAACAGCAGAACCAUCCAGAGCAAACUGGCCAUGUUGGAGGAAGAACAGAAGAGGUGUGCCGGUCUCAGUCAGGUAAACGCCCUGCUCAGAGAACAGCUGGAACAGGCGAGCUCAGCCAAUCAGAGCCUGACGGAGAGCCUGCGCAGAGCCAGUGAAGACUUGGAGCAGAAGGAUGUUCGGCUACGCAAAGAACAGGAGACGUGUGCCUACCGGGUGGGUCGUGAGCAGGCCCGUGUGAGGGCCCUGUGGCGCCAGGCAGCCUCCCUACGGAGCACCUUCACCCAGCUCAGGACCUUCGCUGACAGGAGUCUGUCUGACAUACGUGGGGAGUGUGUGACUGCGAGCCGUAGUCUACAUGCGGCCUGUAUGUCACUGGAGGCCAGGGUAACACCGCACAUCGCCCCUAGUGGCCUGGAGGUGUCAGAGCUGGAAAGGCAGCUGAGGGACAAGCUGAGGGAAGCCAUGCAGCUGCAGGGACGCUGGGACGCUGAGAAAGUAGAGCUCAACUCCAGGAUCCUGGAGCUGGCAGACAUGUUGAAGCAUCUCAGAGCCCAGAACAGUGAGAAGGAUACAGGCCUUGCUGCCAUGAAGACCAGUCUGGACAGGAUGGAGACAAGCAGAGCGGAAGACAGGGCAGAGAUGGACGACUUUCUCUCAGAGAUAAACAUCCUUCAGAAGGUCCUAACCAGCAUCACACAGCUGGUUCAUGGUGGUGAGGAUGGUAAUGUCUCUGGUGGUCAACCUUCGUCCUCCUCCUCCUCCUCACCUCUCCGGGGCCGCACUCCCCAAUGCAACAGCACCCUAAUGGCUGUCAAAGGUCUCCUCUCCCAACACCAGAUACAAACACAGGACCUGCGUAGCCGGCUGGAUGCAGCCCUGGAGCAGGUAGAUAUUCUACAUAGGAAUCUGCAGGAGCAGGAGGAGGAGAGGAGGGACCUGGAGGGGAGGAUGAAGGAGGUGCAGAAGGAGAACCAGCAGGUUGAGAGGAGUCUGGAGGAGAAACACAGAGACAACCAGAGAUUCCACACCUCCCUGGACCUCCUCAACAGUGAGAAGGUCAGCCUGGAGAAGCUGUUUGUGGGCCUCCAGCAGAAGACAGAGUCCCUGGGGGCAGAGCUGGAGGUGAUGAGGGGGUCGGCUGGGGAUCUCCAGAGACAGAGAGACCUGCUCCGCCAGCAGAGAGACGACCUGGAGAGACAGCUGGAACGCCAACGCAGCGAGGCCCAGAGAGGUGAACGGAGUCUGGAGCAGCUGGAUGGAAAGAACAGUGACCUGCGCAGGGAGCUGGUGACAGUCAGGGAGGCUCUGAGUCAGGUCACCCUGCAGAAGGAGGUCCUAGAUGAUGAGAAGAAUAGCCUUACCCUGGCUCUUAGCAAGAUGGAGUCGCAGAGUGCAGGACAGGAGCUGUCAGUCACCAAGCUACAGAGCCAGGAGGCUAGCCUUAGAGACUCUCUGGCCAAGAUGGCUGCCCUGAGUGAAGGACUGGCCAACGACAAGGUGGAGCUCAACCGCAUCCUGCUACAGAUCGAGGGUGAGAAGGCGGAGCUGGGUGAGCGUCGUCGGGAGGCGGAGGUGGAGAGGGCUUCGGCCAGGGAGGAGACGGGGAGGCUGCAGCAGGAUCUCCAGGACCUGACCGCUGACAGACGGGCCCUGGAGAGCUCCUAUAGCCUCCUGCAGGAAACCAACCAGAGACUGGAGGCUGAACUGGCACUGCUGCAGAGGGAGAACAACCAAAUCCUGGAACAGCAUGCACAGGUCAAUAAGCAGGUCCAGGCCCUGUCUGACCAACUGACCUCUAGCCGUAGAGAGCUGGACAGCAAGGCUGUGGCCCUACAGAGGGCCCACCGUGACAGAGAGGAUGUGGCCAAGGACAAGGCCAGUCUGGGGGUCCAGCUGACUGCCGUUGACCACAGGGCCUGGGUCCUGGAACAGGAGAUGACCAUUCUCAGAGCGGAGAAGGAGUCUCUAGAGACUUGUGUCUUUGAGGGCCAGGAGCUAGUGUCCUCUCUGGAGGGGGAGAAGAACCGGCUGGAGGUGGAGCGAAGCACCCUAACGAUGGCUGACGAGGACCUGACGCGCGAGGUGGCCCGUUUAAAGGCGGAGGUUGACCUGCAGGUGUCCCGGGCGGGGCAGGAGAGAGAGGUACUGGAAACCAAGCUGGCUCAGUUAGAGAGGAACCACCAGAUAGCCCUCAGCACUAAAGAACACAGUCACAGAGAACAAUUGGAGCAGGAACACAUUGAGAAGGAACAGCAGUGUGUGGACCUAACCCUGCAGAGGGAGCGUGCAGAGGCCCAGCUACGGUCCCACUGUGAGCAGCAGCGUUUACAGAGCCAGGCUGAGCUGCAGCAGCUGCAGGAGGAGAUGGACCGGCUACAACAAGUCUGCAACAAUAGCCUCCUGCAGGCCGAGAGCACAAAACAACAGGCCCUGUCCCAGAAGGAGGGAGAGAAGGCAGCCCUGACAGAGAGGCUGGCAGGCCUACAGCAGGAUCUGGAGACAGCAGGGCUGGAGAUGGAGAGAGGCAGGAGAGAUGCUCUGAGCCUUCACCAACAGGACAAGGACACUAUAGCAGGUCUUCAGUGUGAGCUGCAGUCCCUGCGUUCUCGCUUCGAGGAGUCUCUGAGUUCCCAUGAGUCAUCAGAGAAGAGUCUGACCGAGCAGGUCAGAGAGUUCAACCAGCAGAGAGAAACAGCACAACAUGAGGUGAGGGGACACUCCAUCUUUACUACUGCUGCACCGAGGUGAGGGGACACUCCAUCUUUACUACUACUGCACCGAGGUGAGGGGACACUCCAUCUUUACUACUGCUGCACCGAGGU